AUGGGUAUGUGGAAACAUAGAGUAGAUACUCCGAGCAAAUUAGAUCACUUUAGGUGUGAAUUUGACAUCCCUGUCGAUGUCCAUCUGAGAUUGGCUGGGGAUGACGACUCCAUCAUGCCCACCACUAAUUCUAUGCCUUUUCCUGCCAUCCAACAUGCCCAUUCUUUCUCAGUACAAUCUUUUGAGAACCAGGAGAAGCUAGCCGAGAAGAAGAGGGAGGUCUCCACCCUUCAAAAGACUAAUAAGAACUCGCAGUCAAAGAUGAAGUCUCUGGAGGAUCAGGCCGAGGCUGUCAUCAAGGCUCAAAAUGACGCCGAAGAAAAGGCAGACUCUGCUAAGGCCAUCAAGAAGGUGCUUGAGGCCAAGAAGAAGGACGUCGAGGAGAAAACGGCCCAGGUCCAAAAAGAAUUGCAAGACACUCUGGCAACCAAAGAGGCCGAAAUCAAGGCAGCCGAUGAAAAGGGCUACAACAAGGGGGUGACCGACGUCACGGCGGACUACGAAAAGCAGGAUGAUGAAGUCCCCAAGGAUGCCACUCCAAAGAAGGCGUCAUCGGACGUGCCUACUGCCGACAAGAGCAUAGAUGAAACCCUUCAAGAAAUUGAUGCUAAACUUGCGGCCAAGAAGGUUGCCGAGAUGUUUUUUCAGCAGUCUUCCGAGAUCCAAACCUAG
Molecule: messenger RNA, 672 nt
Organism: Camellia sinensis
Lineage: Eukaryota; Viridiplantae; Streptophyta; Magnoliopsida; Ericales; Theaceae
Source: RefSeq, a predicted model, not a curated record